Cucumis sativus (cucumber) is the source of this 2413-nucleotide messenger RNA. Its product is annotated as D-3-phosphoglycerate dehydrogenase 1, chloroplastic. Gene Ontology annotation, molecular function: phosphoglycerate dehydrogenase activity; NAD binding. The record is from RefSeq and is a predicted model, not a curated record. Gene Ontology annotation, biological process: L-serine biosynthetic process. NCBI's taxonomy places the organism in Eukaryota, Viridiplantae, Streptophyta, Magnoliopsida, Cucurbitales, Cucurbitaceae.
ACCCAUCUCUCCCUCUUCUAUUUUAAGCUCACCUCUGUUCUCUACCAUCAGGAGAAACACCGUCCUUCUCUUUUCUUCCAUUUCAAAACCCCUUUUAACUUCCAAUCAUUUGUCUCUCACAAUUCCAAACUAAUCCCAUCUCACACCCAUGGCUUCCUCUUCUUCAAACUCCCUCUUCUCCUCUCCCCAUUUCACCUCCUUCAACAGAUCUUUUCAUUCCAAACCCCCUCUCCUCUCCUUCUCCACCUCCUCUGUUUCUCUCAACCCUCGUCCUCUUCAUUCUUUUUCUUCUUCUCUUCUUCUUCUUCUUCUUCUUCUUCUUCUAAUCGCUGCAGUUUCAUUCCUCUCCGUAGCGUUUUGAAAACUCUGGAAUCCUCGGCAUUCGUGUCCCAGAACUCUGAUCUCCUUGACCCCACUUCCCCAAAUGACAGAUCCACCAUUUUGGUGGCCGAGAAACUUGGAGAAGCUGGUCUUGAGCUUCUCCGGAGCUUUGGGAAUGUUGUCUGCGCUUACGACCUCUCUCCCGAAGAACUUUGCGCCAAGAUCUCUUCCUGCGACGCCUUGAUUGUUCGAAGUGGUACUAAGGUGAAUCGGCAGGUGUUUGAAGCUGCUAAAGGGCGUUUGAAAGUUGUUGGAAGAGCCGGCGUUGGUAUUGACAAUGUGGAUCUACAGGCCGCUACUGAGUUUGGUUGUCUCGUUGUUAAUGCCCCAACUGCCAACACCAUCGCCGCCGCCGAGCAUGGAAUUGCCUUGCUUACUUCCAUGGCUCGAAACGUCGCUCAGGCCGAUGCCUCCAUGAAAGCAGGAAAAUGGGAACGGAACAAGUACGUCGGAGUUUCAUUGGUGGGAAAAACACUAGCUGUAAUGGGAUUCGGGAAAGUUGGAUCGGAAGUGGCGAGACGAGCAAAGGGAUUAGGAAUGCAAGUGAUAGCACACGACCCAUACGCACCAGUGGACAGAGCAAGAGCCAUCGGAGUGGAAUUAGUGUCAUUUAAUCAAGCAAUAUCCACCGCCGAUUUCAUUUCGCUUCAUAUGCCGCUGACUCCCACAACUUCAAAGGUUUUCAAUGACGAUACAUUUGGUUUGAUGAAGAAAGGAGCUCGUUUGAUUAACGUUGCCAGAGGAGGUGUUAUUGAUGAAGAUGCACUUGUUAGAGCACUGGAUAGUGGAGCUGUUGCUCAGGCGGCACUUGAUGUGUUUGUGGAAGAGCCACCGCCGAAAGACAGCAAGUUAGUGCAGCACAAGAAUGUUACAGUCACGCCGCAUCUUGGAGCGAGCACCAAGGAGGCUCAGGAAGGCGUUGCCAUUGAAAUAGCCGAAGCUGUGGUCGGAGCAUUGAACGGUGAACUCUCUGCCACUGCUGUCAACGCUCCCAUGGUCCCUCCAGAGGUGUUAUCGGAGUUGGCACCGUACGUGGUACUAGCAGAGAAACUGGGGCGGUUGGCAGUACAAUUGGUGGCGGGAGGCAGUGGAAUCAAAUCAGUAAAAGUAGUAUAUAGAUCAGGACGAGCCCCAGACGAUUUAGACACAAGGCUAUUACGAGCAAUGAUCACAAAAGGUAUAAUCGAACCCAUUUCGGACAGCCACAUAAACCUAGUGAACGCAGAUUUCACGGCGAAGCAAAAGGGGCUCCGGAUAAGCGAGGAGCGAGUGUUGGUGGACGCGCCGCCGGAGUUUCCAGUAGAAUCAAUCCAAAUAGUGGUGUCGGAGGUGGAGUCGAAGUUUGCGAGGGCAGUGACAGAGAAGGGUGAGGUGGUGAUAGAAGGAAAAGUGAAAUACGGAGUGCCACAUCUAAGACGUGUAGGGUCGUUUGACGUGGAUGUGAGUUUGGAAGGGAAUCUAAUCCUGUGCCGACAAGUGGAUCAACCAGGAAUGAUCGGACAGGUGGGAAAUAUACUGGGAGAGAAUAAUGUGAAUGUGAAUUUUAUGAGUGUUGGGAGAACGUUGAGGAGGAAAAGGGCUAUUAUGGCAAUUGGUAUGGAUGAAGAACCUAACAAGGACACACUAAAGAAAAUUGGACAAGUCCCUGCUAUCGAAGAGUUUGUGUUUUUGAACCUAUAGAUCAUGAAACUCAUUCACACUCAUUGCCCACUUAUCGUUUGUUUCUUUUAUCUUUUUUGGUGGUGCAAUAAUAAUUUAAUAAGGGCAGUUGGAGUUGUGGGUGGACUAUGAUGAAGGUUAUUGUAUUUUGUAUUUUGUAUUUUGUAUUUUUGGUGAAGUUUUAAGUAUGGAGAGAGGUGAUUAAGGUUAUUGUAUGUUUAGGGUAAAAAGCCAAAAGAAAAGAAAAGAAAGAAAAGAAAUUGGAUAGGCUUAAAUGCAAAUAAUAAUGUGGUAGUGUUGUCUGCCACAUGCCUAAGCUCAGCUAUGUUCAAUCAUCUUUUUAUAUUUUACCUUUUCGUAUUUUUGUUGACUA